Molecule: messenger RNA, 1856 nt
Organism: Elaeis guineensis (African oil palm)
Lineage: Eukaryota; Viridiplantae; Streptophyta; Magnoliopsida; Arecales; Arecaceae
Product: chaperone protein dnaJ 16
Source: RefSeq, a predicted model, not a curated record
CCCCGCUCCCCCCCCCCCCCCCCAACUCGUCCUCCCCGUUUCCUUGUAUUCCUUGGCUCGAGCUCGAAGGCCGUCGAGGUGGUGCUUCUUCCCCCCUUUCUCUCGUCGGCGGCAUCGCGGAAGCCUGCGUUCCCUCUCCUCGCUUCGAGAUUGGUUUCGAGAUGAGAGAUCGGGAGGCCGCGAAUUGCCCUCUUUAGAUCCGUGCUCUCCGGUGGGAAUCAUCGGUGUCGGGUAGCUCUGUGGGAUCUGAGUCCGUUAGGGUUAGGGUUGUUUGCUUGGUUUCUCGAGGGAAAGGGAGGGAAAGGGAGGGGGGAGGAAGGGAGGGAAAGGGAGGGGGAGGAAGGGAGGGAGUAUGCCGGCGCGGGGAUUCUCUUCGUCGAAGUCGGAGAAGAAGGGGAAUGCCGCCGCGAAGCAGCAGGAGAGGAAGGACCCGUAUGAGGUUCUUGGGGUGGGUCGCAAUGCCACGGAUCAGGAAAUCAAGAGCGCGUACCGAAAAUUGGCUCUCAAGUACCAUCCUGACAAAAAUGCUAACGAUCCUGUAGCAGCUGAUGUAUUCAAGGAAGUCACGUAUUCAUACAAUAUCUUGUCAGAUCCAGACAAACGGCGUCAGUACGACACAUCUGGUUUUGAGGCUCUUGAAUCAGAUGGUCAAGAAAUGGAACUUGAUCUGUCAAGUCUAGGUACUGUGAACACAAUGUUUGCUGCACUUUUUAGUAAACUUGGCGUGCCAAUUAAGACUACGGUAUCAGCAACCAUAUUAGAGGAAGCACUGAAUGGCGCCGUAACCAUUAAUCCACUUCAGUUGGGGCAAUCUCUGUUCAGAAAGGUAGAAAAGCAGUCUGCUCAUUUUUAUUCUGUAGAAAUAACAGAGCAGGAGGCAAGGAUGGGGUUUGUGUGCCGAGUGCAUUCAGCUGAUAAAAGCAAAUUCAAGCUGUUGUACUUUGAGCAGGAAGAGAAUGGUGGAUUGAGCCUCGCAUUACAGGAAGACAGUAUAAAGACAGGAAAGGUUACUUCUGCAGGAAUGUUCUUUCUCUGUUUUCCUGUUUACCGAUUUGAUCAUAGUAACUCGAUGGCAAUUGCGAAGGAUCCUGAUGCUGCCUUCUUCAAGAAAUUGGAUGGAUUCCAACCAUGUGAAAUAAAUGAGCUGAAAGCUGGCACCCACAUAUUUGCUGUCUAUGGUGAUAACUUCUUUAGAAAUGCAAACUACACCAUAGAGGCCAUGUCUGCUGAACCAUUUUCAGCUGAAAAGGAAGAACUCCGAGAUGUGGAGGCAAAAAUUCUAACCAAAAGGGCAGAAAUAUCUAAGUUUGAGACUGAGUACAGAGAGGUAUUGGCGAAGUUCACUGAGAUGACAAGCAGAUACACAGAGGAAAUGCAAGCAAUAGAUGAGCUCCUAAAGGAACGGAACACCAUCCAUGCCUCCUACACGACCAUUUCACCUCUAAAGCGGAAUUCUAGUAGUAGCAAGAUCAGAGCUUCAUUUAGGGGGUCUAAAAGUGAAGAUGACCGCCAAACAAGAGAAAAGAAGCCGAGGGAUCGUCCAAAAAGGCGGAAAUGGUUCAAUAUUCACUUAAAGGUGGACAAGCGGAAACCCUGUUGAAAAAGGUGAGAGGUGUACAUGAAAAAAAAAAGAGGUGAGAGAUUGUUCAGCUAUUUUGUCCUGCUUUAGUUUCCUCGCCUUUGCUUACUAUGUUUUCGUUUACAGUAUCUGAAUACUCACGUUUAUGCUCAGUAGUUACCUGAGUGAAAUCUGUUGAUCCUGUCUUUCUUUUGUUCUUUCCUUACAUUCCUUGCCAUUAUUUGUUUCUAUUCAAGGGUUCUGAAUUUAUGUUGGCAAAGAGAAGAUUUGGAAGACC